Ochlerotatus camptorhynchus is the source of this 6332-nucleotide messenger RNA. RefSeq names its product G protein-coupled receptor kinase 2 (gene Gprk2). The transcript has 13 exons. The coding region runs from base 2116 to 4158 and encodes 680 amino acids. NCBI's taxonomy places the organism in Eukaryota, Metazoa, Arthropoda, Insecta, Diptera, Culicidae. Gene Ontology annotation, biological process: signal transduction; protein phosphorylation; regulation of signal transduction. The record is from RefSeq and is a predicted model, not a curated record. Gene Ontology annotation, molecular function: G protein-coupled receptor kinase activity; ATP binding. Gene Ontology annotation, cellular component: cytoplasm.
GUCAGUCUGUAGAUGAGAACCGUUCGUGACCGUUGGCGAUUGAUUCCACGAUUUGUCAGUGCUGUUCCGUGUGGUUCAUUCUUUCAAUUUUCCUGCUGCCGUGCAGUGAGAAGAAUUUUCCCCGGUGUAAAAAGCGUUCGUCGUUGCUAGUUUCGUAAAAGUACGCAGUGAUUCGAUGUAAAAAUCGGAUGAAAUCGUCCCCCGUUAUUGAAGAAAGAAAAAAAAAACGACAGGCUGCCUGUGAAUCCGAAGUGAGAUCGUCGUUGUAAUUUUCUCACGUUACGGUACCACCGUCGUCGUCAUCGCCGCUUGCCGCGGCGCGCGUGACACGCAUCCAUUCAGCCGAGUAGUGUAGGAGGACAGAACUAAAGUUAAAAGCAGAGAGCCGGAAGCCGGAGAGAACACACAAGUGCGUGAGCGAGCAGCUGAAGAAGAGCGAGAGAGUGCGAGAACGGUGUGAAGAAAAAAACACAGCACAGUGAGAGAAUCAAGGCGUGAAGCACAGUUCAAAAUCCGUGUGCACAGUUCCGUUCAAAGUGUGUUGAUGAGUAGAGUGAGUGAGCUGUGGUAGCCAGUCAAGUCAAAGAGUAUCGGUACAGAAAUAAAAGUGAAGGAAGGGAAAAAAAGGCACAGAAAAAUAGCUGCUGGAGGUGGCUGGUGGCUGGUUGCGCCUCGAAGAAACGGAGAAAAAAGUGCGUUUGGACCGAGCUAGAUCGCUACCGGUACUGUGAGUGGAAGCCCGGUCAAAGGUUGGUUGGAGAAAGUGAAAAGUGACGGCAUUUCGUGAAAAAUUUCGGGUGUACCACACCCCGAAAAUCCGAUUUAGGUGUGCUGAGUGAGGGAAAAAAAUCGGUGGUCGAUCUGUGCAGUAGCGCACCCCGGUUGGAGCAUCUGAGCUUGAGGAAGGAAUGGAAUCUACAUUCCGUGCGUGAAAAAUUGGCUGAGGAACACAACUACGACUACACACGGUUGUCGGCGGUCAUCGUUUUCUGCGGAGGCCUUUCGGAUCCAUAUCGUUGAAACUGCGCUUAGCUGGCCACAAAUCUCAUCAAAGAGAGCAAUUCUAACCAGAAUCUCUAAACGUCCAGAUUAGGCGGUAGCACCAGGGCUAAUAGACGCAGCUCCCUCUCGUUCCACUCUUCAAAUUACCCACUCGACGAAGAAGACGACGCCGCCGCUUUAGCCGGCCACGAAAGCGAAAGUGUUCAGCACGCAAUGCCGAUAUUGCCAAUGUUGCCCCGUAUAGAAGAACCGUGUAAGCUUCUCGAUUGAAGAUAAGUGAAUUGCGUGUGUGCCGGGUGUCUGUGUGUGUCUGUGAGUGUCGGUGUCGAUUUCGGUUCGUUUUUCUCCGGAAAAGAAAUAGAGAUGCCAACGGAAAUUGGUUCGACUCGGUGCGGUAGAAAAUAAAAUCCAAUCGAGGUAGGGCGAAAGUGAAAAUUUCCUCCGAAAGAGAGGCGGCCGCGGGUGAAAGAUCCGAUACUUUGCGCUUUGAAACAACAACGCAGUUGUUGAGUGUUUUAAUUAAAUACACGCAUGCACGUAUGCGAAACAAAGAGAGAAGAAGAAAAGUAGAUUGUGGAGAGCGAAAAGAGCGCGAGUUGUGCUAUACGACGAGUCACUAGAGUCAAAAAGUGCACCACAUGGGCGAAUGUUUAUCCGUUCCAUCAUCAAGUGAAGAUAAUCUUGCAGCAAAGAUUAGGGCCAAUUGAACGGGAGAUUGUGCGCGCAUUCGUGAUACAGUGUUGGUUUAGUUGGAUGUGAUUUUUCUCCGAGCUGAUUGCCACUUAACGACGAUCGCCGGUCAUCGCCGGGAUAUGAGCUGUGUGUCUUCUUAAUGCCUGCCGGCGGCACAUUUGCGGACGGGAAAAACAAAAGAGCCAUACUUGAGAGUAAUCAACUCGACUGAUUCGAUUAGGAGCGGGCAGCUGUGUGUGCUCUCUCUAUCUAGGUUCCCUGUUGGACGAACGCCUUCACUCCCGGAGGAAGGGCGUUUCGGGCAGGAAGUUUUGACAAAAAAGGUUCAUUACCUUGCGUUUGGUUUGGAGCGCGAGGAGUCGCGGGCGGAUUUUUUCGUGGGCGAAAUUCUAUCAACAAAAGGCCGCCAACCUGGAACUAAUGGAAUUAGAGAAUAUCGUGGCCAACACGGUCUACCUGAAGGCGCGAGAAGGAGGGUCCGACAGCAAUAAGGGAAAAAGCAAAAAAUGGCGCAAAAUCCUCCAGUUUCCACACAUAUCGCAAUGUAUAGAUCUCAAGAGCAAAAUAGAUGUAAGUUACGGUUACGUAGUUGAUCAGCAGCCAAUCGGACGGGAACUGUUCUUCCAGUUCUGCAAAGUUAAGCGACCGCAGUACUACCGUUAUAUCUGCUUUCUGGAAGAUACGACGAGGUAUGAAAUCGCACCGGACGAAGUCCGUAUCGAGCUAGCAUACAACGUGGCCAAGCGAUACCUGGGGCUGUGCACUGAAAGUCAAGCGACGGAGGACAGUGGAGGUGGAGGCGGCGACGGGGACGAUGGGAAGUGCGACGACGACAGUGGCAUCGGUGGCGACACCAAAAAGCUCAGCAAUCACGACGACCCGGCAGCGGAGAAGAAGAGCCUGGCCGGAUCGAACUCGUUGACCAACAAUGCGGUAGCCAAAGCCACGAUCCCCAGUGCCAACAACAGCACCACCAACGCCAUCAAAAAGUGCUCCGGCGGGGCUGUGGCCGACGAUGACUAUAGCGAUGACUGUGUUCUAGAUAUCCUGAACGACGACAUCGUGGCGCAGGUUCGGAGUAGACUGUUGAAUAGCAGUAGGGAGCUGUUCGAGGGAUCCGUGACGGCGGUGAAAACAUUCCUGCAGGGAGAACCGUUCCGGGAAUUCGAAUCGUCGAUGUAUUUUCACAGAUACUUACAGUGGAAGUGGUUGGAGGCACAGCCGGUUACUUACAAAACAUUUCGCAUGUACCGGGUUUUGGGCAAAGGUGGCUUCGGCGAAGUCUGCGCAUGUCAGGUACGGGCGACCGGCAAGAUGUACGCCUGCAAGAAGCUCGAAAAGAAGCGCAUCAAAAAGCGGAAAGGCGAAUCGAUGGUGCUGAUAGAGAAGACGAUUCUGCAGAAAAUCAACUCCCGCUUCGUGGUGAACCUGGCGUACGCGUACGAAACCAAGGACGCCCUCUGUCUGGUGCUAACAAUCAUGAAUGGUGGCGAUCUCAAAUUUCACAUCUACAACAUGGGCGGCGAUCCGGGCUUCGAGCUGAACCGGGCGCGGUUUUACGCCGCCGAAGUGGUCUGCGGGUUGGAACAUCUGCACCAGAUGGGAAUCGUCUAUCGGGACUGCAAGCCGGAAAAUAUCCUACUAGACGACACUGGUCACGUGCGGAUAUCGGAUCUCGGACUGGCAGUCGACAUUCCCGAGGGGGAAAUGGUUAGGGGGAGAGUCGGCACAGUCGGCUACAUGGCUCCCGAAGUCAUCGAUAACGAAAAGUACGCCUUUUCGCCGGAUUGGUUCAGCUUCGGGUGCUUGCUGUACGAGAUGAUCGAGGGACAGGCUCCGUUCCGGGCGCGGAAGGAGAAAGUGAAACGAGAGGAAGUCGACCGUCGGGUCAAGGAAGACGUGGAAAAGUAUUCCCACAAAUUCAGCGAGGAUGCCAAAUCCCUGUGCCAACAGUUACUCAUGAAGGCGGUCAAAAACCGGCUUGGUUGCCGGAAUGGCCGUGCCGGUGCUCGCGAGGUCAAAAAGAACGGCUUUUUCAACAGUAUUAAUUGGAAGCGGCUGGAUGCGGGUGUGGUGGAACCGCCGUUCGUGCCAGAUCCCCAUGCGGUUUAUGCCAAAGACGUGCUCGACAUCGAGCAAUUCUCGACGGUUAAGGGUGUGAAUCUGGAUGCUACUGAUGAGAACUUCUAUUCGAAGUUCAAUACCGGUUCCGUGUCGAUUCCGUGGCAGAAUGAGAUGAUCGAGACGGAGUGCUUCCGGGAGCUGAACGUAUUCGGUCAGGACGAAUGCCCGACGCCCGAUUUGCUCAUCAAUGCCCCACCGGUGGUGGAGAAGCCCGGUUGCUUCCCGUUCCGGAGGAAGAAAAAGCAAUCCGCGCGGGAAAAACCGAUCCCAUUCAACGAGAAGUUGCUUUCAUCUAGUCAAACCACGGUUACAGUCAGUCCGGCCGAGGACGAAAGCUGAUAGUGCAACAGUGAAAUAUGUCCAGCAACCGCAGCAACAAUAACAACAAAAGCAGAUUGACCCACCAAGUCCCCGUUGGUGAUUCGUGUACAUUUCUGAGAACUUUCUCGAAUCUAAUUAUGUUCGUCAUGAAAACUGGAAGAGAAAGGGUAAUGAGGACUUGCGAGGGUUGAGCAAGCUGAGUAAACUCCAAAGCACAAGUCUAGCAUUGUGCACAAAUUUUAACACGCAACAAAAGCACCACGGCAAACAACAAAGAACACACAAAAAUCAAAUCACUUCGUUUCGAACUUUUACGGUAGCGAACCAACCCUGAGACUACCCCUCGAAUCCGCGCUUUUUCUUCGUUUAUAGGAGGAAAAGGUGAAAUCGAAACACACAACCAUAGGAAUCCGUACAUGCAUAGACAGUUACUAACAGUUAAGCAGGAUAAAAGUUGAAACGAAUAAUUCGUGGAAACCAAGCGCACCGAAAGGAGUAAGUGAGGUGCUUGUUGAUAGGAGAUUUUUUUUCAAGGGUUGUUUUAUUAGGAACAUUUUAUUUCUCUAACCAGACGCACGAAAAGCACAAUAGCAGCAGCAGCAGCAGCAGUGAGGAUUUGUUAUUUAUUUUAACAAGAAUUUAGAAUAUGUUUUAACUAAUUAGUUUUGCGUUUUUCUGUACAUAAUCGUUUCUUAAUGCUAGUUGAAAUAAUUUCCUCCUGGGAUUUUCGUUCCUCUUUCCGCGCUCAAAGUGUUGUAGGUAGCAUUUUUUAUGUCUCAAAAAGCAAUGUGAUUUUUAUACUUUGAUUUUAGAAUCGGCAAGCGAUUGCACAUACACACAGACACGCGUGUGUGAUGAGAUUGGAAUGAGACGCAUAAUAAUUGUACAUUGCUAACAAUGUAUCCAAAAUAGAAUUAACAUUAAGCAAGUUGAAAGGAAAGGAUAAACCACUCAUGGAAGUUUUUGUAAGGGUUGAUGAAAGUUCCGAACAAAAACAGAGCAUAAACAAGCUUUUGAUCCUUCUUCCACCCGCCGGCGCGGGCAGGGAAGCAGAGAUGUGAUAGCAAGCGAAAAAUGAAGCUUACCUUUUUUGAAGCAAAUCAAGCUUUUAUAGAGAAAACUAAGUAACGCAACAGGAGCAACAACAACAAGACGAACGCCCGAUGGUACUACUCCUGAUUCGAAGAAACUAAAUAGGAUCGUUCUAAUUGUAGAGGAAAAUAAAAAGGGCGAAGCAUAAACGGUGCACAAAACGGUUGCAACCCAAUAUCCUAUAGGAACAAGUUAUAGGCCGUCGAGAAAUCAUGUAGAAAAUGACAAUUUCAGUCAUACAGCCAUAUACAUACUCAUUUGAGAAUAGAGAGCAGACAAUUAACGAAAGCACAAAACUUUUCCCGCUAUUAUCACACAUCUAGAUUUAAAUUGCACACACACACACUCACACAAACACGUAACUUUUGCAGAAGUUUUUGCAUUGCAUCUCAUUGUCAUUCGCACUCAGGAUCACUCAUUCACUUAUUCCUACGACCUACCCUUCAACUAAACCUGCACAGUAGAAAUGGAAUGCCACUUUGGAGGGGUAGCAGGAAAAGGCACUGAGAGUCAGUUUAGCUAACCUGCGGGUAGUUACCAAACCUUCUCAUGUGACAGAUUGAAAUAGUUGAUUUUGUGAUGGAAGUUUAGGGGUGCUACGGGUUAAUUUACCAGCUUUGCAUUAUCAUUAUUCAAAAUGUUCGAAUUCAUCCUCGAAUGCAGUGGACUCUUUAUGAAUCAUAGAUCCGGUUAAAAUCUCUCUUGAAGCAUAGUACACUCAAAAAAGUUCACACGUCCGAUCGAAGUGUUCAAACACUUGAUUUUUCAAAUGCACAAUCACACUUAUUUUAAGUGUAUUUCACCAUGAUUAAAUGUGUUAUACACGUUGAUUUCUAGAGUUUGAAGCUUUGAAAUAUUGAAAAACUUUCACUGUCAAUGCAAGUGUAUUACACAUUGAAUCACAGUACUGUUCAAAUGGAUUUGAAGUGUUUUGCAUUUCAAUGUGAAGUGAAUUGCUUGUUCUGCAAGGUGAACAUUGAAAAAAUGAGUUAUGACUUCAUCCUUAUCAACCAGCUUCAUUUAUGAGAACAGCCGUGACCCAGUGAGAUCGAACGAAGACAACGGCAGCAACACACCCCCAACAGUCCAGGAUCGAAUCC